This is a messenger RNA of Nilaparvata lugens (brown planthopper), 758 nucleotides long. RefSeq names its product adenylate kinase isoenzyme 6 (gene Ak6). The record is from RefSeq and is a predicted model, not a curated record. The coding region runs from base 185 to 709 and encodes 174 amino acids. Gene Ontology annotation, cellular component: nucleus; cytoplasm. NCBI's taxonomy places the organism in Eukaryota, Metazoa, Arthropoda, Insecta, Hemiptera, Delphacidae. The transcript has 4 exons. Gene Ontology annotation, molecular function: ATP hydrolysis activity; AMP kinase activity; ATP binding.
GGCAGUGACCAGUGAGUACAUUUUGACAUGACAAUCAUAUGUUUCGUUCAACAUGUUAAAAUAACCUCAAUGUGUAUUAAUAAAUAUUUGUUUAUAUUUUAGUAAAUUUUAUGAAAGUAACUGAUUUAUUUUAUAUUUUAUUAAUAACUUCUACUACUACUUAUUUUAUUUGUAAUAAUUGAAGAUGACAAGGAGAAAACCGAAUAUUCUUAUUACAGGAACACCUGGAGUUGGAAAGUCAACGUUGAGUGAUGAAAUUUCCAAGCGCACAGGAUUCGAAUGGCUGGAAGUGAGCAAAAUUUCUAAGCAAUGUGGUUGUCUGACAGAUUAUGAUGAAAAAUAUGAAAGCUAUGUUCUGGAUGAAGAUAAACUUCUUGAUGAAUUGGAGAACAGAAUGGCCGAAGGGGGAAAAGUAGUUGAUUAUCACGGCAGUGAUUUUUUCCCGGAAAGAUGGUUUGACAUUGUGUUCGUGCUCAGAACAGAUAACACUGUUUUAUAUGAUCGUCUCACUCAAAGAGGUUACAACAAGAAGAAACUGGAGGACAAUGUGCAAUGUGAGAUUUUCCAAGUUCUUCUGAACGAAGCACGAGAUUCUUAUCAGGAGGAAAUAGUGCAUGAACUUCAGAGUGACAAUGAUGAUGACAUGAGCAAUAACAUUGAUAGAAUAGUGAAGUGGAUAGACCAAUGGCAGAAAGAUCACGCUACAUAGUUAGUUUCUUGUAUUUCAAAGUUUAAAAAUAAAUAUUUUAUAGGAUCUA